Sphenostylis stenocarpa is the source of this 1626-nucleotide messenger RNA. NCBI's taxonomy places the organism in Eukaryota, Viridiplantae, Streptophyta, Magnoliopsida, Fabales, Fabaceae. The record is from the annotation of a GenBank genome assembly.
AUGAACUCCACUUCAGACAUGGACCUCCCUAUUACCGACGAUGAUGGAUCGGAUCUUCAUUGCAUGGAUGAGGAGGAGAAGACACAAGAGGAGGAUGACUACAUAGAAGACGCUGAGAUAAACGAGACUGACUAUAAGAUCUCAUCCGAGGAGCAGCAGCACUACACAGUUUUGACCGAAUCUGACAUCAAGCGACUUCAAGACGAGGACAUCAACCAGGUUUCCUGCGUUCUCUUCGUACCAAGAACUGCUGCUUGCCUUUUGCUUGUCCACCAUGAGUGGAGUGUGGUCAAAGUGCACGAAGCAUGGUUCAACAAUGAAGAAAAAGUUCGCAAAGUUGUAGGGUUAAUGCAGCAUGAAGCCCUGCAGGUAGGCUUUCCCAACUCAAAAACCCUCCAAUGUGAGAUAUGCUUAAAUGUGGUUUCUGGGGAUAAGGUUAGAUCAGCUGGUUGUGGCCAUCUAUAUUGCAUGGUUUGCUGGAAACUAUACGUUGAUGUAAGCAUCGACGCCGGCCCUGAAAGGUGCUUGAAACUUAGAUGCCCCCGACCCAAUUGUGAUAUAUCUGUGGGCGGAGACAUGAUCUUCGAAUUGGCAAGUGGGUCAAGGAGGAACAGGUACGAUUGUUUUCUGCUCCGAUCUUACGUUGAAAACAACAAGAAGAUGAAGUGGUGUCCUGCUCCAGCGUGUGAGUAUGCUGUGAUCUAUGAACCGGACGGUGUUAGAACCAAUUCAGAUGUUACCUGUCUUUGCUGUCACUCCUUUUGUUGGAGUUGUGGAGAAGAAGCUCAUAGCCCCUUGGAUUGUGAAACCGCAAAACACUGGAUCAUGAAGAAUGAUUCCGAAUCAUCUGGGAACGCUGCUUGGAUUCUCACCAACACCAAACCGUGUCCUUACUGCAAGAAACCCAUUGAGAAAGAUGAAGGGUGCAUGCUCAUGGAGUGCAAGUGCGGGUUUCAUUUUUGCUGGCUAUGUCUUCGAGAGUGGGCCAAGUGCGGGUGUAGCCGCAAUCAUGUAGCGGACGAAGAUAAUAACAAGAAGGAAGUGAAGAGAAAGGUGGUGAGGGAUUAUUUGAGGAACUACAACCAGUACUAUGAGGGAUGGAGAAGGAAUGAUUUCUCAAGAAAAAUUGCGGUGAGGCAAAUGAGGGAGGUGAUGAAUAGCGGAUAUAAAAUGAAACUGGGUAUGCUAUAUGGAAGAGCAGAAGAUGAAUUUGUGUUCAUAGAGGUGGCAUGGAAAGCGGUGGUGGAGUGUGAGCGAGUGCUGAAAUGGAGCCAUCCCUAUGGUUACUACCUGCCUCCCAGAGAGGAAGCCAAAAGAGAAUAUUACGAGUACAACCAACGCCAGGCUGAGACUGUUUUGCGGAAGCUAAAACACUGCGUUGAAAUGGAACUGCAGGUGUUCCUCAAUGGUAAUGAGCCAAUUGAAAGAUUUGAUAGUUUGCGCUUGAAGGUAGUGGAACUUACCCGUAUCACCAAGACCUAUUUUCAGAACUUUGUGUCUGCACUGGAGAAAGGGCUGGAAGAAGUGCAGGUUAGCAGAUAUCGUCCUCGGAAAAGAGUGGAGAUGAUGGAGACGGGGGAGAGCUCAAGCGCAAAGAAAAAGAGAAUCAAAACCGAUUCUAUUUAG